AUGUCCAGGGUCCAGCAGAAAUUAACUCGUGGUGAAACAGCAAAUGCAUUGGUGAAAGAUAAUAACUGGUGGCAUGGUCCAUCAUGGUUGAAAGAUUCUGAAGAUCAAUGGCCUGAGCAGAAGUUUAAAGUAGAAACUGAUACUCAAAAUUUGGAACGUUUAAGCACUUAUGUUCAGGUGACUAUUCCAGAAGAAGAAAAUGCGUUAGACAUUACCAAAUUCAGCAGUCUCGAAAAAUUGUUGAGAGUUACAGCUUGGGUAAAGCGGUUUGUCGCCAAGCUAAGAAAACGUGCCUGUGAAGAAGGUCCUCUUACUGUAUUGGAGAUCCAAGAAGCUGAGGAGUACUGGAUAAAACAAGUACAGAGAGCGAAUUACUUUUCGGAUAUUCAACAACUAGAGAGGAAUAAUCUAAUAACACCAGAUUCUAAGCUUUACAGUUUAGCACCAUAUCUGGACAGUAGAGGUAUUUUGCGUGUCAGAGGUCGUUUGGAACAAGCAGAAUUAAUAGAUGACGAAAAACAUCCCAUUAUUCUGCCCAAAACGAAGUUCACCGAACUAGUGAUAUUUAGUGAACACAUAAAAGUAUUCCAUUCAGGAGUCAUGGCAACAUUGUCCAAAGUCAGGAAUAAAUUUUGGAUACCUAAAGGAAGACAAGUAGUAAAGAAAGUUAUUAACGCUUGCCUGGUGUGUAAAAAGUUCGCAGUGAAGCCCGCCAAACAGUUAACGGGUCAGUUACCCAGAGAUCGUGUAGUCCAAAGUAAUCCUUUCACAGUUGUAGGCAUCGACUUAACGGGAGCAGUUACUAUUAGAGAAAAGCGGAUAACCACAAAAAGGUGUACAUAG
Stegodyphus dumicola is the source of this 843-nucleotide messenger RNA. RefSeq lists its product as uncharacterized. Lineage: Eukaryota; Metazoa; Arthropoda; Arachnida; Araneae; Eresidae. The record is from RefSeq and is a predicted model, not a curated record.